Messenger RNA from Suncus etruscus (white-toothed pygmy shrew), 1380 nucleotides. It is a transcript of the gene KRT32, whose product is annotated as keratin 32. The coding region runs from base 1 to 1317 and encodes 438 amino acids. The record is from RefSeq and is a predicted model, not a curated record. The transcript is spliced from 7 exons. Gene Ontology annotation, molecular function: structural molecule activity. NCBI's taxonomy places the organism in Eukaryota, Metazoa, Chordata, Mammalia, Eulipotyphla, Soricidae.
AUGCCAUCCAGCUGCUCACCAGCCUCCGUCAAGAUCUGUCCCCGGCCCUCCUCUGCCUGUUCCAGCAGCAUGAGCUUCCGGCCCGAACUGUGCCUGGGUUAUGUCUGCCAGCCCAUGACCUGUGUGCCUUCUGUAUGCAUGCCUCCUACCUACCGGCAGACCAGCUGCCUUCCUAAGACCUACCUUUCCAGCUGCUGCAGGCCCACCAGCUGUAGGCCAACUAGUGCCAUGGGUACCUGCAGCUGGAUAUGUGAAGGGACCUUCAAUAGCAGUGAGAAGGAGACCAUGCAGGUCCUAAAUGACCGCCUGGCCAACUAUCUGGAGAAAGUACGACAGCUGGAGCAGGAAAAUGCCAGCCUGGAGAGCAAGAUCCAAGAGGCUUGCCAGUCCCAGAUGCCCACCAUGUGUCCUGACUACCAAUCUUAUUUCAGGACCAUUGAAGAGCUACAACAGAAGGUUUUAUGCACCAAGGCAGAGAAUGCCCGGAUGGUUGUGCACAUCGACAAUGCUAAGCUGGCUGCUGAUGACUUUAGGACCAAGUAUGAGACGGAGGCAGCCAUGAGGCAGCUGGUGGAGGCUGACACCAAUGGCCUGCGCCGGGUACUGGAUGAGUUGACCCUGUGUAAGGCCGACCUGGAGGCCCAGGUGGAGUCCCUGAAGGAGGAGCUGUUGUGUCUCAAGAAGAAUCACGAGGAGGAGGUUGGGACGCUUCGUUGCCAGCUUGGGGACCGCCUUAAUAUUGAGGUGGAUGCAGCACCCCCUGUGGACCUGAACAGGAUGCUGGAGGAGAUGCGGUGUCAGUAUGAGACCAUGGUGGAAAGCAACCACCGAGACGUGGAGGAGUGGUUCAACAUGCAGAUGGAGGAGCUGAACCAGCAGGUGGCCUCGAGCUCAGAGCAGCUGCAGAGCUAUCAGUCAGACAUCAUCGACCUGAGACGCACCGUCAACACACUCGAAAUCGAGCUGCAGGCACAGCACAGCCUGAGGGACUCCUUGGAAAACACGCUGACAGAGACAGAAGCCCGCUACAGCUCACAGCUGGGCCAGAUGCAGUGCAUGAUCACCAAUGUGGAGUCACAGCUGGCUGAUAUCCGCUGUGACCUGGAGCGACAGAACCUGGAAUACAAGGUGUUACUUGAUGUUAAGGCACGGCUGGAAUGUGAGAUCAACACAUACCGGGGGCUGCUGGAGAGCGAGGAUUGCAAGUUACCCUGUAACCCUUGCUCCACCACCUCCUGCCCUCCAAGUGCUCCAUCUCCCUGUGUACCUCGAACUGUCCUUGUCCCCUGCAUGCCCUGCCCCCAGGGCCGCUACUGAAACCCUGCAGCGCAAACCCUGCAGAGGGGCUAUUGCUGGAACGUGCUGCCUCAUCAGGACCAG